Messenger RNA from Vicugna pacos (alpaca), 3871 nucleotides. It is a transcript of the gene CHRDL1, whose product is annotated as chordin like 1. Gene Ontology annotation, molecular function: BMP binding. The record is from RefSeq and is a predicted model, not a curated record. Gene Ontology annotation, biological process: negative regulation of BMP signaling pathway; cell differentiation. Lineage: Eukaryota; Metazoa; Chordata; Mammalia; Artiodactyla; Camelidae.
CCUCGUGGUGUGAGGGCGGUGAUGUUUUUCCUCCCACCCACUUUUGAGUCCCCCCUCCUCCCUCGCGCACUCUAGCUCUCGCCACAACCUGCGAGCCCCAGACCUCGGAGGAGCGCCCCGGGGAGCUCCGAGCGCUUGCACGCGUGGAAGACGGAGAAGGCCAGUGGCCAGCUUGAGUACACCAGGCCCUGAAAGUUUCAAGUUGCCUUUUGUAGUGGCCAAAAUGAGAAAAAAGUGGAAAAUGGGAAGCAUGAGAUACAUCUUUUCCUUGUUGCUGUUCUUUCUUUUCCUAGAAGGAAGCAAAACAGAGCAAGUAAAACAUUCAGAGACAUAUUGUGUGUUCCAAGACAAGAAGUACAGAGUGGGUGAGAGAUGGCAUCCUUACCUGGAACCUUAUGGGUUGGUUUACUGUGUGAACUGCAUCUGCUCAGAGAAUGGAAAUGUGCUUUGCAGCCGAGUCAGAUGUCCAAGCCUUCAUUGCGUCUCUCCCGUGCAUAUUCCUCACCUUUGCUGCCCUCGCUGCCCAGACUCCUUACCCACUGCGAACAAUAAGGUGACCAGCAAGUCGUGUGAGUACAAUGGGACCACUUACCAACAUGGUGAGCUGUUCAUGGCUGAAGGGCUCUUUCAGAACCGGCAACCCAACCAGUGCACCCAGUGCAGCUGUUCGGAGGGAAAUGUGUACUGUGGUCUCAAGACUUGCCCCAAGUUAACCUGUGCCUUCCCAGUCUCUGUUCCAGAUUCCUGCUGCCGGGUGUGUAGAGGAGAUGGAGAAUUGUCGUGGGAACAUUCUGAUGGUGAUAUCUUCAGGCAGCCUGCCAACAGAGAAGCAAGACAUUCCUACCACCGCUCUCACUAUGAUCCUCCACCAAGCCGACAGGCUGGAGGUCUGCCCCGCUUUCCUGGGUCCAGAAGUCACCGGGGAGCUCUCAUGGAUUCCCAGCAAGCAUCGGGAACCAUCGUGCAGAUUGUCAUCAAUAACAAACAUAAGCAUGGACAAGUGUGUGUUUCCAAUGGAAAGACCUAUUCCCAUGGCGAGUCCUGGCACCCAAACCUCCGGGCAUUUGGCAUUGUGGAGUGUGUGCUGUGCACUUGUAACGUCACCAAGCAAGAGUGCAAGAAAAUCCAUUGCCCCAAUCGAUACCCCUGCAAGUAUCCUCAAAAAAUAGACGGAAAGUGCUGCAAGGUGUGUCCAGGUAAAAAGGCAAAAGAAGAACUUCCCGGCCAAAGCUUUGACAGCAAAGGCUACUUUUGUGGAGAAGAAACAAUGCCCGUGUACGAGUCUGUGUUCAUGGAGGAUGGGGAGACCACCAGAAAAAUAGCCCUGGAGACAGAGAGACCACCCCAGGUAGAGGUUCACGUUUGGACCAUUCGAAAAGGCAUCCUCCAGCACUUCCACAUUGAGAAGAUCUCCAAGAGGAUGUUUGAGGAGCUCCCUCACUUCAAGCUGGUGACGAGGACAACCCUGAGCCAGUGGAAGAUCUUCACCGAAGGAGAAGCCCAGAUCAGCCAGAUGUGUUCAAGCCGGGUGUGCAGAACAGAGCUUGAAGAUUUGGUCAAGGUUUUGUACCUGGAAAGGUCUGAAAAGGGCCACUGUUAGACGAGACAGACAGUAUUGGAGAGGGUAUAGCAGGAAAACUCAAGCUGCAGCUGGACUGCAGGCUUACUUUGCUUAAGUCAACAGGGCCCUGAAACCCCAAACUCAAAUGCAGUUAAUUACUCACGCCAUGCACAGCAUAACUUGCUCCUUUAUUGGAGUGGUGUGUCAGCCCUUAAACAGUUCCUCCGAAGAGACUAGAAGAGUCUUGAAUUAGCUAUGGGAGGAAGAGGGCCAGAACACCACAACACUGCUGUAGUUUCUGGGAGAAUCACAUUUCUUUACAGAUUAAGGAGUAAACAAACCACCCCCCAACCCCAUCCCCGGGUUUCUAUCUAGAAAGUUAUUCCAGUGAGAGAAACUGAAGGGAAUUGCUUCGUAGGAGGAGUUCUGUAGUACAGAGAAAAUAUUUGUAUGAAAUUCUACUCUUCAAACUUUAGAUGUCUUGUGUUUUAAAAAAAAUUAACUCCCAACUUCACACACACACGUGCACACACCCAGGCACACACACUAAACUAGAGCCUUCACCUUGAGGCAAGGCCAGCACAGUCUCUUCCCUCCUUUCUGUUGCCUGGCUCCCAAGUCGCUUGGCCGUGUUUGGUACCCAGGAGGAUAAGUAAGGCAUCGUGAGCACAAGGCUCUGCCCUUAGGUCUGCAGUGUGGUUGCUGAAGUCACCAACUCAUGUGGUUGUUGAAGUCACCAAGUCUGGUGAAGAAUAAGAACACCAUUGCAUGGCUGCCUUCACUUUGAAGUGGGGAAUAACUUCCUCGUGACACCACUUCUCUUUUCUUCCCGAACUUAUGGGGCCUCUAUAAAGAAGUUAGAAUUGGGUAAAAGUUUUCAGAAACUGAAGACAAAAUAAUUGUUGAAGAAAGGAAUUAAUAGCAGUCAACAGGCUGGCCAUGUUUUCAAGUCAGUAAAACUCACCAAUUAACAGCUCAAUCCUCACUUAUUUUCUUGAGGUCCUAGUUUUCUAGUCCAAAAUUUUCAGUUAAAUGAUUAAAUUCUAGAAGCUCUUUAAAAGGGCAGUUUUCUCUUCUUCAACUGCAGGAGUUGAUUUUUACUUUGUAAAGGAGCUCAGUCCUCACAAGCUUCUGAACGGCGGCUCUUCAGUUAGAAUUAUUGCUCAUCUGGGGAGGUGGGGAUUCUGAUAACAUUCUUUAUGCUAAACCUUCCACUGAGCACGGAUUUGAACCAUGGAUCCCAGAGAAGCCUGCUCUGAAAAUGUCUACUUGCAGCCCGAUACCAGAGCCUAAACGAUCCAUUCUGAGGCCUGGCUUUAGAAAUCACCUUUGUGGGAAAACUGUACAUUCUCCAUAGCGGGACGCUCAGGCCUGCCUUCUACAUUGAUCUCCUUGGAGGGGGCAUGAAUGAACUCUAGUGAAUACUUAGAAAAGGUAGGGACUAAGAAAUGCCAUAUUUCCUACUCUGUGAUCAUGGGUGAAAGGAACUCCCCCACCCUUAAUUUGACACCAGUAGGGAAAAAUGUAAAAUGUCCAGUCUUUCUGGCAACCUGACAUAAAGAAGUCUGUUCUCAGAAAAGAGACACAGGGGCCCAGUGGCCAGGCCUUCAUGGGAGCAGCCUCUUACAAGCCCCCCAGACAUUCUCCUGGGGAAGAGGAAGUAGGACAUCCAGGGCUGAAAGGCCACAGGGCAUUACUGGAGGCGGGAGGGUGUGGAUGAGGUUAAGUAGCCGCUGCUCCCCUCCCAGAGGUGGCAGCCUUUCCAUAGCGUGGAAACAAGUCACCGAAUCCCGAGGCAAAGCAGUGAUUUCCCCUCCUGGAUGACCCACCCCAAAGCCUUCCCACCCAGGUGUUCUCUGAAAGCUCAACCUUAAGGGAACACCCAGGGAGCUUCCCUAGAUAGACUCCUGCCGCCAGGUGCUGGGACACACCUCUGCCAAGUGCUGUGUGAAGCAGGAGCUGGGGAGCUGUGCUAAGCCAGCGUCGAAACCCUCCAGUGUUCGGUAUCGUGUCGGGAGUGGGGCAUAAGGAGGAGAGGCCAAGCCGCCUGUAGUCAGUGGACAGGAAUGGAUGUGGUUCUUCUUGUGUAUUUAUUUGUACCAUAAACACUUGGAACAACAAAGCCCAUAAGCACCACUUAGCAGUUGUAGCCAUUUAAUAGUUAACUCACGUAAACAAGUAAGAGUAACAUAACAGUAUUACCCUUUCACUCUUCUCACAGGACAUGUACCUAAACAUGGUACUUAUUUAUGUAGUCACUGUAUUUCUGGAUUUUUAAAUUAAUAAAAAAGUUAAUUUUGAAAAACCCUG